Molecule: messenger RNA, 795 nt
Organism: Saxophila tyrrhenica
Lineage: Eukaryota; Fungi; Ascomycota; Dothideomycetes; Mycosphaerellales; Extremaceae
Exons: 2
Coding region: 1-795 (264 amino acids)
Source: RefSeq, a predicted model, not a curated record
AUGCGUACCACAGGCACGAUCAAGUCCGACCAUGGCAUCAACUGGUACUACGAGCAAGAAGGGUCAGGGCCAGAUCUCGUCCUUAUCCCAGAUGGCCUAGGAGACUGCACAAUGUUCGACAAGCCAAUGUCGUUGCUUGCUGCCGAAGGGUUCAAAGUGACGACCUUUGACAUGCCAGGGCUGUCGAGAUCCCGCGAAGCUCCUCCAGAGACGUACCAGAACAUAACAGCUCAGAAGCUGGCAUCAUAUGUCAUUGCUAUCAUGGAUGCAUUGAACAUUGACGUCGCCACCAUCUGGGGCUGCAGUUCAGGCGGCUCGACAGUGCUGGCUCUGGUUGCCGACUAUCCAACUCGGAUCCGCAAUGCACUUGCGCAUGAAGUGCCAACCUAUGCGAUACCACCGCUGCUGGCUUUGCUUGAUCUCCCGGACGAAGAACUCAGCAACGCCAUGGCAACCAACAUGCCCAAAACCUACUUCGGCGACAAUUCUGCUGCAUGGGAAGGCUUGGGCGAAGAGGCUCUCAACCGCAUCUGGCAUAACUUUUCAAGGUGGGCACGAGGCUACAUCCGCUCGCUUGGAUGUUCGUUUCCCGUCGACAAGGAGAAGCUGAAGGGGAAGCCGUUGGAUUGGUCAAUUGGCGCUUCGACACCCACCGCUGGGUUCUUUGACAAUAUCGUCACUGCUGUGGAGCUGGAAAUCCCGAUCUCGGUCAUACCUGGUAUGCACUUCCCGUAUGUUUCGGACCCGGAGGACAUGACGAAGUAUGUGGUUGAGAAGACGAGGAAGUAUCUCUAA